CGAGAAGGCGGCCGAGCUCGUGGGGGUCCCGCGCGGCGCCCGCGACCCCCGGGCAUGGGCGCCCCUGCGGUGCGGCGCUCCCCGCAGCCGGUGGGGGUGCCAGCCCGGAAGGCGGGGGUGGAGAGGCGAGCGGAGCUCACCAGGCCAGGGAACGGGUUCCAGGAGUUCGGGAGCUCGGCUGCCAGGAUGCCGCCGGGAGGGACCGGGAUUGCCAGAUGCAACUUCUUCGUGGGACCGAGUGGAGAAACCGAGGCCGGAGAGGGUCUCGUGGAGUCGGAAGCGGACCUGGGACUGGAAAUGCUCCAGUGGUGGCCUUUACAGUGAAGCCUCAACCAUGGACAGAGGCCAGCUCCAGCCCCUCCCUGGUGUCCGGCUCCUUUUGCCAGGCCCUGAAGAUCCAGAGGAUGGUUUGAGUAUUGCCCAGGGUCUGUCCGUCCAUCCAGAGUGGGCUCCCUGAGGCCGCCGGGAAGGGCCCCCAGCCGGGCCUGGGAUUGUCCUCCCUCCGUGCAGCUGCCCACGAUGAGUCAAAGCAGAUUGUGAGGAGGAAACUGAGAUGCCCUGUAUCCAAGCCCAAUAUGGGACACCAGCACCAAGCCCAGGACCCCGUGACCACCUGGCAAGUGACCCUUUGACCCCCGAGCUCAGCAAGCCCACCAUGGACCUGGCCAGCCCCGAGGCGGCUCCCACUGCGCCCACGGCCCUGCCCAGCUUCAGCACCUUCAUGGACGGCUACACGGGGGAGUUUGACACGUUCUUCUACCAGCUGCCGGGAACAGCCCAGCCACCCUCCUCAGCCUCCUCCUCGGCCUCCUCCACAUCCUCGUCCUCAGCCACCUCCCCUGCCUCUGCCUCCUUCAAGUUCGAGGACUUCCAGGUGUACGGCUGCUACCCCGGCACCCUGAGCGGCCCGCUGGAUGAGACCCUGUCCUCCAGCGGCUCUGACUACUACGGCAGUCCCUGCUCAGCCCCGUCACCACCCACGCCCGGCCUCCAGCCACCCCAGCUCUCUCCUUGGGACGGCUCCUUUGGCCCCUUCUCACCCAACCAGACUUACGAAGGCCUGCGGGCAUGGACAGAGCAGCUGCCCAAGGCUCCGGGGCCCCCCCAGCCGCCGGCCUUCUUUUCCUUCAGUCCCCCCACCGGCCCCGGCCCCAGCCUGGCCCAGAGCCCCCUGAAGCUGUUCCCCUCGCAGGCCACCCACCAGCUGGUGGAGGGAGAGAGCUAUUCCAUGCCCACGGCUUUCCCAGGCCUGGCGCCCACUUCUCCGCACCUGGAGGGCCCGGGGAUGCUGAGUGCGCCCGUGACCUCGGCCAAGUCCCGGAGUGGGGCCCCGGCCGGAAGCGAGGGCCGCUGCGCCGUGUGUGGGGACAAUGCUUCGUGCCAGCAUUACGGGGUCCGCACCUGUGAGGGCUGCAAGGGCUUCUUCAAGCGCACAGUGCAGAAAAAUGCCAAGUACAUCUGCCUGGCUAACAAGGACUGCCCUGUGGACAAGAGGCGGCGAAACCGCUGCCAGUUCUGCCGCUUCCAGAAGUGCCUGGCUGUGGGCAUGGUGAAGGAAGUUGUCCGGACAGACAGCCUGAAGGGGCGGCGGGGGCGGCUCCCUUCAAAGCCCAGGCAGCCCCCAGAUGCCUCCCCUGCCAAUCUCCUCACUUCCCUGGUCCGGGCGCACCUGGACUCAGGGCCCAGCACAGCCAAGCUGGACUACUCCAAGUUCCAGGAGCUGGUGCUGCCCCACUUUGGGAAGGAAGAUGCCAGGGACGUGCAGCAGUUCUACGACCUGCUCUCGGGGUCCCUGGAGGUCAUCCGCAAGUGGGCCGAGAAGAUCCCCGGCUUUGCGGAGCUGUGCACAGGCGACCAGGACCUGCUGCUGGAGUCGGCCUUCCUGGAGCUCUUCAUCCUCCGCCUGGCCUACCGGUCGAAGCCAGGCGAGGGGAAGCUGGUCUUCUGCUCCGGCCUCGUGCUGCACCGGCUGCAGUGCGCCCGGGGCUUCGGCGACUGGAUCGACAGCAUCCUCGCCUUCUCUCGGUCCCUGCACAGCUUGGCUGUCGACGUCCCCGCCUUCGCGUGCCUCUCCGCGCUUGUCCUCAUCACAGACCGGCACGGGCUGCGGGAGCCUCGGCGGGUGGAGGAGCUGCAGAACCGCAUCGCCAGCUGCCUGAAGGAGCACGUCUCGGCUGUGGCGGGCGAGCCCCAGCCGGCCAGCUGCCUGUCCCGCCUGCUGGGCAAGCUGCCCGAGCUGCGGACCCUGUGCACCCAAGGCCUGCAGCGCAUCUUCUACCUCAAGCUGGAGGACUUGGUGCCCCCUCCGCCCAUCGUCGACAAGAUCUUUAUGGAGACGCUGCCCUUCUGACCCCAGCCUCGGGACAUGUGUGCACCGUGUGCGCACGCCCCCACGCCACCCCACGUGCCUUGAGCCCAUGGACCUUGGAUUCCCCCGGAGCACCGCCCCCGCCGGGGCUGGAGCUGCAGACUGACUGGCCCCCUCACCUGCUCGGGGAGCUCACCCCCUGGAAGAGGGGGGUGCCUUCGUGGGGGAGACCCCUUCUAUUUGUCUUACCCCCCAUCCCAGCCCUGGCCUUCAUGUUUUUGUAAGAUAAACCAUUUUUAACACACACCGCUGUGCUGUAAAUAAGCCAAAUGCUGCUGUAAAUACAGGAAGGAAGAGGUUGAGGUUGGGGGGAGGGUGAGAGGGAGGGAUGGGACCCACCAACCUGGGCAAGCCUUUCCCAGUCUCUUCCUGCUGACUCUCUCUUGCCACCUCCUUCCACAUGUACAUAAACUCACUCGAGGAGGAAGACAGGUGACAGAUUCUGACAUUUAUAUUUGUGUAUUUUCCUGGAUUUAUAGUAUGUGACUUUUCUGAUUAAUAUAUUUAAUAUAUUGAAUAAAAAAUAGACAGGUAGCUGAAA
Messenger RNA from Myotis daubentonii (Daubenton's bat), 2909 nucleotides. It is a transcript of the gene NR4A1, whose product is annotated as nuclear receptor subfamily 4 group A member 1. Gene Ontology annotation, biological process: cellular response to corticotropin-releasing hormone stimulus; regulation of transcription by RNA polymerase II. Gene Ontology annotation, molecular function: RNA polymerase II cis-regulatory region sequence-specific DNA binding; nuclear glucocorticoid receptor binding; zinc ion binding. The record is from RefSeq and is a predicted model, not a curated record. The transcript is spliced from 10 exons. Bases 554 to 2350 code for a protein of 598 amino acids. Gene Ontology annotation, cellular component: nucleus; transcription regulator complex. Lineage: Eukaryota; Metazoa; Chordata; Mammalia; Chiroptera; Vespertilionidae.